UCAAGCACGCACAUAUUAAAUUAUCGAUGAACACUUAUGAUCGUUACUGUGAUUCAUUACAUCAUUGGAAUCACCCUUCCCAUAAAUUUCUUCUCAGGAUCUGACGACAUUUCCAUCUGCCAUACCAGCUGAUACCACAGAACUUUUCCUGGAUUCGAAUGCCAUAGAUGAGAUACCUAUCGAUCAAAUUAGCAGGCUCAGUAAUUUGAUCAAACUGGACAUGUCCCACAAUCGUGUAGAAUCUAUAGAGGACGGUACAUUUGCAAAUCUAACCAAGCUGUCUACACUGAUUCUUUCCUACAACAAGCUAAGGUGUCUGCAACCACGUGCCUUCAUAGGGCUUCACUCGCUGAGAAUUUUAUCUCUUCAUGGAAAUGAUAUUUCACUUCUUCCAGAGACUGCAUUUGAGAGUUUGAAUAAUAUCACUCAUAUAGCAGUGGGCAGUAACUCUUUGUACUGUGACUGUAGAAUGGAAUGGUUCUCCAGAUGGAUCAAAUCUAAAUUUGUUGAAGCUGGUAUAGCUCGAUGUGUAGCCCCUCAAAGUGUUGCCAAUCAGCUCCUGCUCACAGCUCGAUCUCAUCAAUUUCAAUGUGGAGGUACAGUACCAGCAUCGGUAUCUGCUAAAUGCGAUGCUUGUGUGACUCAACCAUGUAAAAAUGGUGCCAGAUGCGAAACUACAAGUGGACGAGAUUACCGCUGCCAUUGUGCUGCUGGUUAUCAUGGAAAAAAUUGCGAGAAUGAGAUCGACGCUUGCUAUGGACAUCCAUGUCUGAACAAUGCACUUUGCAAGGUUAUACAAGAAGGUCGCUUUACCUGCGUUUGCCCUAAGGGCUUCAAGGGCGAUUACUGCGAAGUGAACAUUGAUGAUUGUGAGAGAAAUAAAUGCCAAAAUGGAGCAAGAUGCAUAGACAUGAUCAACUCCUACCGUUGUGAAUGCGGGCCCAUGUUUGGGGGCAAAUACUGUGAAGAGAAGCUGGAAUACUGUAGCAAAAGGCUGAAUCCAUGCGAGAAUGGAGCAAAAUGCCACCGAGUUGGGACUGAUUAUAGAUGCGAAUGCUUGCCAGGUUUUGUUGAUCGUAAUUGUUCCACAAAUGUUGACGAUUGCGAUGGUCAUCGAUGCAAAAACGGUGGAAUCUGUGUGGUAAGGUUUAUCACAAUGGAAUCUCAAAGAAUUUCAACCAUCCAGGAGUAG
Messenger RNA from Cylicostephanus goldi, 1192 nucleotides. The record is from the annotation of a GenBank genome assembly. NCBI's taxonomy places the organism in Eukaryota, Metazoa, Nematoda, Chromadorea, Rhabditida, Strongylidae.